AUGGCUUAGAAGUUUCUAUCGAAGAAAAUUAUUUAUUUAUUUAAUAAUAAUUAAAAAUUCUGGUUAAUCAUAAUGAGAAGUUAAUCUAAUAAAAAAAAGGAAAGUAAAUAGUCUUUGAAUGAAGUUCAGAAAUUAGGAGAAGAUGAAAAUGUUGUAUGUGUAGGAUGAU
This is a messenger RNA of Paramecium primaurelia, 169 nucleotides long. Lineage: Eukaryota; Ciliophora; Oligohymenophorea; Peniculida; Parameciidae. The record is from the annotation of a GenBank genome assembly.